AUGGCCACCGCCAACGCCGAUAAACUCUCCAACCUUCAAUCCGCCACCGCUGCAUUGUCCCAAAUCAGCGAAAACGAAAAGAACGGAUUCAUCAACCUCGUCGCUCGUUAUCUCAGUGGAGAAGCACAGCAUGUUGAAUGGAGUAAGAUCCAGACACCUACUGAUGAAGUAGUUGUGCCUUAUGACAGUUUGGCACCAACUCCUGAGGGUUCUUCAGAUGUGAAGAACCUCUUGGACAAGCUUGUAGUUUUGAAGCUUAAUGGAGGAUUGGGGACAACUAUGGGCUGCACUGGUCCAAAAUCUGUCAUUGAAGUUCGUGAUGGGUUGACAUUUCUUGAUUUAAUUGUCAUCCAGAUUGAGAAUCUCAAUUCCAAAUAUGGAAGCAGUGUUCCAUUGCUUUUGAUGAACUCAUUCAACACUCAUGAUGACACUCAAAAGAUUGUUGAAAAAUAUACAAACUCGAAUGUUGAGAUCCAUACCUUUAACCAGAGCCAAUAUCCUCGUUUAGUUGUUGAUGACUUCUUGCCACUUCCAUCCAAAGGGCAGACUGGAAAGGACGGCUGGUACCCUCCUGGCCAUGGAGAUGUCUUCUCAUCACUAAUGAACAGUGGAAAGCUCGAUGCACUAUUAUCACAGGGUAAGGAGUAUGUGUUCGUUGCCAAUUCAGAUAACUUGGGUGCCCUAGUUGAUUUGAAAAUCUUAAAUCAUUUGAUCCAGAAUAAGAACGAAUACUGUAUGGAGGUGACUCCCAAGACAUUGGCUGAUGUGAAAGGUGGCACUCUUAUUUCUUAUGAAGGAAGGGUUCAGCUCCUGGAAAUUGCCCAAGUCCCAGAUGAACAUGUCAGUGAAUUUAAGUCGAUAGAGAAGUUCAAAAUUUUCAAUACAAAUAACUUAUGGGUGAACUUAAAAGCAAUUAAAAGGCUUGUUGAGGCUGAUGCUCUGAAGAUGGAGAUUAUUCCCAAUCCUAAGGAAGUUGAUGGAGUAAAAGUUCUUCAGUUGGAAACAGCAGCUGGUGCAGCUAUUAAGUUCUUUGAUAAGGCUAUUGGAAUUAAUGUUCCUCGAUCCCGCUUCCUUCCGGUGAAGGCAACUUCAGAUUUGCUUCUUGUUCAGUCAGACCUUUACACUUUACAAGAUGGAUUUGUUGUUAGGAACCAAGCUAGGGCAAAUCCUGAAAACCCCUCUAUUGAAUUAGGGCCGGAAUAUAAGAAGGUUAGCAGCUUCUUGGGAAGGUUCAAGUCAAUUCCCAGUAUUGUUGAGCUUGACAGUCUAAAAGUGGCAGGCGAUGUAUGGUUUGGAGCUGGUGUUACCCUUAAGGGAAAAGUAAGUAUUGUUGCAGAACCUGGUGUAAAGCUGGAAAUACCUGACGGGACUGUGCUUGCAAACAAGGAAAUUAAUGGCCCCGAGGAUCUGUGA
Molecule: messenger RNA, 1413 nt
Organism: Vicia faba (fava bean)
Lineage: Eukaryota; Viridiplantae; Streptophyta; Magnoliopsida; Fabales; Fabaceae
Source: the annotation of a GenBank genome assembly